AUGGAGGAGGAAGAGCGGCCUAGGAAGCUCCAGAAGCUUGGACACGGUGGCGAAUUGGUCGAUCCACAACAGGAUACGCCGGAAAAUAACGAACCUCUUAUGUCUGGUGCAUUAAACGAAAAUAGUGCUGUGGAAGCUGGCCAGCAACCCGCCGACGGAACCAUCAACUCGGCGUUGUCAAUCGAGGCUUCUGAACGCCAAGAGAAUGCAAAUGGACAAACAGAGAAAGAAGAAAAUGGAACAACAGAGGUAGUUCGUCUGUCAAAGAGACAGCAGAAGAAAUUGAAGAAAGUGCAGCAAUGGGAGGCGCAACAGGACGAACGCAGGAUAAAGCGGAGGGAGAGGAAGGCGCAGCGGAGGGAACGCAUAAAAGAAGAACGCAGGCAAAAUGCAGAAGAAAACAAGGAUAAUAAUGUACAAAAAGAUCAAGUGCAACCUCAACGCCGACUGCUGGUCCCGGUAACUUUGGUGAUCGAUUGUGGAUGGGAUGACCUGAUGAAAGACGGAGAGCGGAAAUCACUAGCUACACAAAUCACGCGCUCGUAUUCGGAUAAUACAAAGGCUCCUUUCAGAUCUCAUCUUGUUAUAUCCUCGUUCGAUAAGCUGUUGAAAGAGCGAUUUGACAACGUGCUCCAGAAAGCUUACGAAAGUUGGAAGGGCGUCCGUUUCAUGCAGGAAGAUUUCGUUCAUGUGGCCGAGAAAGCUAAAACAUGGAUGACGGGUCCUAGAGGUGGGGAAUUGGCAGGGGUUUUUGAACAGAAAGAUGACUCCCUGACAGCUGACCCUGAGAAUGGGGAGAUCAUCUAUCUCAGCAGCGACAGCCCUAACACUUUGACCGAGCUCAAACCGUACAGCACAUACAUUAUUGGUGGAUUGGUAGACAAAAACAGACAUAAAGGCGUCUGCUACCAAAAGGCCAUUGAAAUGGGUGUCAAAACUGCGAAACUCCCCAUCGGCGAAUAUUUACGCAUGGCUUCAAGACCGGUCUUGGCUACUAAUCAUGUUGUUGAGAUUAUGAUCAAGUGGCUGGAACUCGGCGAUUGGGGCGAGGCUUUUAUGAAAGUUAUCCCUCCGCGAAAAGGCGGUACUCUCAAAACUGCAAAAGCUGACGAAGGACAUGUCGAAGAAGAGCCGGAGGCAGAUACCGCAGCGUUAGUUGUCGAGGAUGGCGACGAUUCCGAAGUCGAACCAGUUGCCGUUGCAGAAAACCAAUCUUAG
Molecule: messenger RNA, 1218 nt
Organism: Talaromyces atroroseus
Lineage: Eukaryota; Fungi; Ascomycota; Eurotiomycetes; Eurotiales; Trichocomaceae
Product: tRNA (guanine(9)-N1)-methyltransferase
Exons: 1
Coding region: 1-1218 (405 amino acids)
Biological process (GO): tRNA N1-guanine methylation
Cellular component (GO): nucleus
Molecular function (GO): tRNA binding
Source: RefSeq, a predicted model, not a curated record